Aspergillus mulundensis is the source of this 1113-nucleotide messenger RNA. RefSeq lists its product as uncharacterized. Bases 1 to 1113 code for a protein of 370 amino acids. The record is from RefSeq and is a predicted model, not a curated record. The transcript has 4 exons. Lineage: Eukaryota; Fungi; Ascomycota; Eurotiomycetes; Eurotiales; Aspergillaceae. Gene Ontology annotation, molecular function: oxidoreductase activity.
AUGGCUAUGAGAAUGACUACUACACGCUCAAUGUCCCCGGUAGGCGCUCCUCCCCGCAAGCUCACCCACGAAGAAGCAGGCCAGAUCACCGGGCGAGCCUGGGACCUCUUCGUCAAACGUCGACGGCCAGAACUGCCGCCGCGUGUGCCCCCUGCCCCACGCCCAGCUGGACAAUGUCCACACCACCAGGCCCGAAGUCGAGCAGCUCGACAAGACCUCCUGCCGCGACCGGUUCGACGCGAUCAAACACCUACUCACGCCCGAAGAGGCCGGCAUGCUCGAAGCCUUACUCCUGCACAUCUCGGGCGGGAGCAUGGAGAACUCGAGCCUGUGGGACAUGGUCCGGUCGCACGCCCUCAUGUCGUACAGCUCCGCGAACUUCGGCCCCAUCUGGACGACCUACAAGCUCCGCGAAGGGCAGUCCGAGCUGGCGAGGCGGAUCUUCGACGAUGCCGUGCGCCACGGACUGCAGUACUCGUUCCAGACGCCGAUCCAGGCGGUGCACGACACCGGCAGUGCAGGUGCGAGUGGGCUGGUCGAGGUGCAGAGCGCCCUCGCCCUCGCUGGAGAGAGGACGUACCGCGGGCGCCGGGUGGUGUGCACGAUCCCGCUGAACGUGCUGUCGUCCAUUCGAUUCACGCCUGCUCUGUCGGCGCUGCGCCAGGAGGCCGUGGCGGCCGGGCACGUGAAUUUCAUGACGAAGAUCCACGCCGAGGUGGAGGGGUCGGGGCUCGCCUCGUGGAAUGGAAUGCGGUAUCCGAAUCUGCUGAUGUUCGGGACGAGCGCGGCGUGUACGUGCCUGCGCGCGACCCGGACAAAUCGGUCGAUGCAUUCCAGAAACUGCACCCAAUGGAGGUGAAGAAGAUGGUCUUCCAUGACUGGGUCACGGAUCGGUGGGCGCUCGGGGGCCCUGCUUGGUGGCGGCCGGGGUACAUGAGCAAGUACCAGGAGGAGCUGCAGAGCCGGCAUGGCAACGUCUUGUUUGCGUCGGCGGACUGGGCCCAUGGCUGGCGGGCGGCGAUUGACGGGGCCUUGGAGCAGGGCUGUCUGGCGGCGCAGGAGGUGGUCGGGGAGAUCCAGCCGGCACAGGGCGCUGUCAAGGCCGAGUUCUAG